Messenger RNA from Amaranthus tricolor (Joseph's coat), 1072 nucleotides. RefSeq lists its product as uncharacterized. The coding region runs from base 31 to 807 and encodes 258 amino acids. Lineage: Eukaryota; Viridiplantae; Streptophyta; Magnoliopsida; Caryophyllales; Amaranthaceae. The record is from RefSeq and is a predicted model, not a curated record. The transcript has a single exon.
UAUUACUCAGCUUACUCCCAUUUUUCAAAUAUGUCAAACCUAGAAACUCAGCUUCAAUCCCCUCAAAAUGAACAUAAUACCCCCCCUAUGGUUAUUAGUGAGGUAGUACAAGAAACACCCUCUCCUACCAAAAACCAAAACCACCAUUCCCAACGACACCACAUCACCUCCCUCAACACUGACGUCACCAUCCAACAACUCCCCUCCCAAGGACUUUCCUUCCAACUAUGGCCCGCCGCCACCACCUUUUUCUCUCUCCUCGACACGCGCCUCCUUGAUAAAUACCUUCCCAACACGUGCCGUCGCCUUCGCAUCCUCGAACUCGGAUCUGGUACUGGCCUUGUCGGAAUAUCCGCCGCCGUCAUCCUCGGAGCUGAAGUCACCGUCACGGACCUCCCUCACGUGAUCCCUAACCUCGAGUUUAACGUUUCUGCAAACGCUGAUGUCAUAGCCGCGCGUGGGGGGGCCGUUGUAGCGAAGGAGCUUAGUUGGGGAAAUGUGGAUCAAAUGGUGGCGGUUGGAAGGGAGUACGAUGUUAUCAUGGGGUCUGAUGUAGUGUAUCAUGAUCAUCUUUAUGAUCCAUUGUUGGAAACUUUGAAGUGUUUGGUGGUGGGAGGAGGGAUGUUUUUGAUGGCGCAUCUAAAGAGGUGGAAGAAAGAAGCGGCGUUUUUUAAGAAGGCUAGAAAGUUUUUUGAUGUUGAUGUGAUUCAUCGUGAUAAUCCGUCUGAUGGAGUGCGAGUUGGUGUUAUGGUGUACCGCUUUGUACCUAAACAACGCCCUUGUACUGUGUCUGUCUCCAGUAGUUAGUUUUUGCUUUUCUUUAUGGUGUUAAUUUGUAGAGGAAAAUGAUGUUAUACAUUAAUUGUAAACCUUUUUUGAAAAGAAGGCCUUUGUGUGCUCACUUGAAAAUGAAUUCAUUGAAUCUUAAACCCUCAAUAAUUAUCUAUUUGAUUUUUGGGAAAUUUCAUAGCUUUUAGUUUUCCUGAAACAUUAGUAUUUUUGUAAAAUUUUUUCACAUGGUAGCAUCCAGCUUAUAUACUAUCUAACUGUUGUAGCAUUUUCUGUUAAAUUU